AUGUCUAUUGCAAAAAAGAGAUUAGCACAAGAACGGGCUGAAUGGAGGAAGGAUCAUCCCGCUGGAUUUUCGGCCAAGUAUAGUCCCAUGAGUGAUGGGAAGGGCCUCGACAUCAUGAGAUGGAUCUGCAAAAUUCCAGGAAAGAAGGGAGGUCUAUGGGAAGGAGGAGAAUACCCGCUCACUAUGGAGUUCACGGAGGAUUACCCCAGCAAGCCCCCCAAGUGCAAAUUCACCACGGUAUUAUUCCACCCGAAUAUCUACCCAUCAGGAACCGUAUGUUUGUCUAUCCUAAAUGAAGAUGAGGAUUGGAAACCCUCCAUAACAAUAAAGCAGAUUCUGUUGGGCAUUCAAGAUCUCCUAGAUAACCCCAACCCUAAUUCGCCUGCACAAGCGGAGCCCUUUCUCCUGUAUCAGCAGGACAGAGACUCGUACGAAAAGAAAGUCAAAAAACAGGCCAUGGAAUUUAGACCGAAGGACUGA
Messenger RNA from Plasmodium knowlesi strain H, 480 nucleotides. RefSeq names its product SUMO-conjugating enzyme UBC9, putative. The record is from RefSeq and is a predicted model, not a curated record. The transcript is spliced from 4 exons. NCBI's taxonomy places the organism in Eukaryota, Apicomplexa, Aconoidasida, Haemosporida, Plasmodiidae. Gene Ontology annotation, molecular function: SUMO conjugating enzyme activity. Gene Ontology annotation, cellular component: nucleus. Gene Ontology annotation, biological process: protein sumoylation. Bases 1 to 480 code for a protein of 159 amino acids.